Corylus avellana is the source of this 1214-nucleotide messenger RNA. RefSeq lists its product as uncharacterized. Gene Ontology annotation, molecular function: protein binding. NCBI's taxonomy places the organism in Eukaryota, Viridiplantae, Streptophyta, Magnoliopsida, Fagales, Betulaceae. The record is from RefSeq and is a predicted model, not a curated record.
ACGCUUCGAAUCAAAGCCAUACCACUUGACAAAUUUUCUCGGGAAAAUUUUUGCGAGCCGAGGAGAGAAGGUGUGGGCGAAUUUUCUUCUGACGAAAGAUGCAUUCUUUAAGUAUUAAGGUUUUCACGGAUUUCAAUACGGGGAAUACGAGGCGGUUGCCUGGCCGGGGAAGCUCCGGGUUCGCUGAGAUCGAGGAGUGCACGAGAAGGCAAUGGCUGAAUUGCAGGGAUUUCGGGAGGAAUUGUAGGAUUGUGGCGUGUGCUUCGCAGCGAAACGGUAAUGGUAGCGGAGCGGGUCCGAGCUCGAGUCCGAGUUCGAGUUCAAGUUCGUUCUUGUCUCGGAGUCGAACCUACGCUCUGUUAAAGCAGCAAAUGGAGGUCGCCGCCAAAUCGGAGGAUUACAAAGAAGCCGCAAGGAUACGUGAUUCGUUGAAAUUAUUUGAAGAAGAAGAGCCGGUUUUGCGGUUGCGGAGAUUGAUGAAGGAGGCAAUUGCUGAGGAGAGGUUUGAGGACGCAGCUAAAUAUCGUGAUGAAUUGAAGGAAAUCGCACCACAUUAUCUCUUAACAUGUGCAAGUGAUGCAACGACCUUUGGGAUCAGGGUUCAAGUCAGGAGUGUUUACAUAGAGGGCCGAAGUCAACCUUCGAAGGGGCUGUGCUUCUUCGCAUAUAGAAUAAGAAUUACCAAUAAUUCAGACCGCCCUGUUCAGCUUCUCAGAAGACAUUGGAUUAUUACUGAUGCCAAUGGAAAAGUUGAGAAUGUCUGGGGUAGUGGAGUUAUUGGUGAGCAGCCUGUUAUACUUCCUGGGACAGGUUUUGAAUACUCAUCUGCAUGCCCUUUGAGCACUCCCAAUGGCAGAAUGGAAGGGGACUUUGAGAUGAAACACAUCGAUAGAGUAGGCUCAGAGUCUUUUAACGUGGCUAUUGCUCCAUUUUCUCUUUCGAUACUAGGAGAUGACACUGAUACUUUAUGAGAAACGAAGUGUGGCUUCUUCACUUGGAGAGAUGGAGAACUUACAUGAGGUUAUCAGAUUGAAGGCUUAGGAAACGUUUUUCUCAUAUUUUUGCUAUGCAAGUGUAAAAAUCAGUUUUGAGUGUAAAAAACUUCUCCAUUCUCGGUGCAUAGAAGUUGUUAUUCUCAUUUCAUUGUUUGCCUUGAUAGAUAUGAAUUUGCAGCAAACUUGCAAAAUAAAUCAACUUGUAGAGAUGAAUGUACA